Agelaius phoeniceus (red-winged blackbird) is the source of this 936-nucleotide messenger RNA. The record is from RefSeq and is a predicted model, not a curated record. NCBI's taxonomy places the organism in Eukaryota, Metazoa, Chordata, Aves, Passeriformes, Icteridae.
AUGAAUGAAGACUCUUCUGAAAGCAAUGAAGGAAGUCUAGACAUCUGUACAGUAGGAGAAGAAGAACGAAAACUGGCUCAAGGGAUUCAACCCCAAAUUCCCAGCUCUCAUAUACAUGCCAAAAAGGGUCUUCCUGUGACUGUGGAUGAAGGAAGAUUUCUGGAUAAACCACCUCUAUCAUACAUAGCUUUGAUUGCAAAGGCGAUACUUUCUUCCCCCACAAAUAAACUGAAUUUGGCUGCUAUCUACAAAUAUAUUGAAGAUAAUUUUCCUUUUUACAGGAACAAAGGUCGAGGUUGGAGGAACAGUGUAAGGCACAACCUUUCACUAAAUGACUGUUUCAUCAAGGUGGGAAGAUGUGAGGAUGGCAAAGGAAACUACUGGAGUAUUCACCCAUCAAACUUAAAAGACUUUGUCCACGGGGACUUCAGGCAACAUCGAAGGUCACGAAAGCGAGGGCACCAAAUGGAGAUUCUCCUCGACUUGACUUCGGUUAAAACCAGCAUUUUCUGCUCUUUCCCAAGUGUCUCGGAGCAGUACGCAGGGAGGAAAGGGAGUGCACCUAGUUCGAAGAGGAUCGCGCCGAGUAAUAUUAGCGGCCAAGCGCCGUGUUGUUCCCGGCACGUUGUGCCCACCAGACAGAGGGUCUGCCUGCGAGGCCACGCUGAACAGGACGAGGGGUUCUUGGAACAAAGCGCAGCCCGGAGAAAGGGCUGGGAGCGCUGCGGGCACUCACGAGAGCGGACGGCGGACGGCCCGACGGCGGCGGCCCGCGGCAGGGCAGGGCAGGGCAGAGCCGGGCCGGAGCCUCGGGUCGCUGCGCGCCGCCGCUCCCGUCCCGCCGGCGGGGGAUGCCGCGGUCGCCCGGCGCCCAACGAAGUUGGCGGUGCCCGCGGCCGGGCCGCGCCGUCCCGCCGGUUCGGUGCCGCGGGCUAA